Messenger RNA from Didymodactylos carnosus, 2260 nucleotides. Lineage: Eukaryota; Metazoa; Rotifera; Eurotatoria; Philodinida; Philodinidae. The record is from the annotation of a GenBank genome assembly.
AUUCUAGUAUGACGUAAGCACGUUCCUUGACAAGCUCUAAAAAGAAGUGGCUUUUUUACUAUGUCUUUCGUUUUUUGUAUUGAAAGUUCACGAUGAUAGAGAAUUUCAAGCUCUAUCAGAAUCUAUAAUUGCUUGUUUAAUAAUUUACUUUCAUAGUGGCUAUAUUUUGAAAAAAGGAGAAAAGUAACGAUUUUUGGCACUUGUCAAUUGACGAUGUGUUCACUGUACUCAAUAUUUUUCAAGAAAAUAGGUGAAUAUACAGGGUGAUAGAGAAUUUCAAGCUCGAGAAAGUCGACUGGUUAGAAAUCUGUUCAUGAGGGUGUCUUUAUUCCACUUGAUUAAUUGUUCGGAAGAUACAAGCAAGAUGCAAUCAAAAUACACAGUUUGGUACAGAAUUCCAAGGGCUAUCGAAUGGUAUAAUUACUUUUUUCAAAAUAUCCUUUUAGAGUGUCGAAAAGGUCCAAAUACCGACUCCAGCUUUUGCUUUCCAAGGGUAUAGAUGAUACUUGUUCAGUUCAAUUGACAAAUGACAUUUAUCAUAUUGAUUGACUAAGUACGUGAGUAGACCAAAGAAUUUUGCCAAGUUUUCUGUGAAAACUGACGUCGUGAUAACGUUCUAACGUAUCUAGAGAAAUUAAUCGAACUGCUAUAGUGAUGUUAUAUAGAGAGCGGUCAUAACUUUUUUGUCAAAUGUUAAAUUAUAUCAACGGAAUUUUACUCUAAUUUCGUAACAAUCGUAUUAAUCGACAAGCUUACAGUUAAAUAUUCAAGAUACGAGCAUCACCAAAUUAUUUAACACUGUCAUGUCGAAUACAUGACAAAGACUUGAUUUUUUUGCUUUUGAUUAUCUGUGAUAUUUACAGAUAAACAAAUAUUCAUGAGACAUAACAAAUACUUUCAUAACAAGUUUCAGCACAGUACAAUCUUUGUCAAUCACUCUCAUAAAGAUCCCUGCAUCCCUCAAAACACCACCUAAAAUUAUGUUUAAUAUCAUAUGUUUGAAACAUGAAUAAAUGAAACAUGUCGUAUCAGCAGUACAUGAAUAUUUGUUUUCCAUGUUGUGACAAUAGAUCAAUGUAAGAAUUCAUUAUUGUAUAUAAUAUUUUUACGAGAAAUUUAUAGUAUGACAUUUGGCAGAAUAGUUAUAACAAUUCUGGUUUUACGUAUAUAGUUUCAACAUGAAGUUAUAGGAAUGCAAUCUCGAGGACUGUGGCUGUACUAGUAAGAGUUAGCCCAUAGACUCAAAGCUUGAGUUUUUCUGUAGCUAAAUAAAUGGUUGUAAAACAAAUCUUGUUGAUACGCCCCAAUUGAGUAUAAAAGUCAGAAUCAUUGAAAAAUAUAUAAAGUAAUCAGUUUUUUUAAGUGAAAACACCUUAUAUAAAUACCACAACUUUUCAAACUUUUUUCAAGAUGAAAUGGAAAUUUUUGAAUAUAUGACGUAAAACAACAUGGAAAAAAAUGAGUUGUAUGAGCUACUUAGACUGGUCUUCUAAAGCUCUGUGGUAGGAUUUUUUUGUAAAAUACGCUUUUUCGAAAACUUUUGUGUUUGAAAAUCCACAAAGUCCUCGAAGUUCUACCUUGCGUUUUUAUGGUAUUAGAAUGCCAGGUCAGUUGAAUCCAUUGGUUUUUGGACGAUGAAUAGUGUCAGAUACCUUUGAUUUUGUUUUUCUAUGUUAGUUUUUGAUUCUACACUAAAGUUUCUUGGAUGUGUUCUCUUAAUAGACAGUUAGUUGUUACUUUUUUCAAUUUAAUAUAUUUUUUAUUUUUAAUAGGACCAUGCGUAUUCAAAGGUUAUCUACAGGAUGAUUUAUUGAAUCAAAAAGUUUUGAUUAAUAUACCAGAAAUCGAUCCUACACAAAAAUUAUUAAAAACAGGUGAUACAGCCAAGUUAAAUACUCAUGGUCAAAUACUCUAUGUUAAUAAAAGUUCUUCUGCUGUUGUUGAUCAUAACAAUAAUCAAAGACCAAGUCGAAAUAUUCAACUCGAACAUGAUGUUCAUCAAUUAUGGUGUAAACUUUUAAAUCAAGAUGAAAUAACAUUUGAUAAAAAUUUUUAUUCAUUAGGAGGUAAUUCAAUAUUAUUUAUGAAAUUAUUUAAUUCUUACCAGACAUUAUUUGUACCACAUAAACAGUUAAAUAUAACAGAUUUUUCACAAUAUCUAACAAUCAAUGAACACGUUGCUAAAUUGAACAAUGAAACAAAUUUAUUACCAUUAAGAGAGCAAUGGUUACCACUGAAUAUACAUCAAGGUAUUGUCUAA